Messenger RNA from Ictidomys tridecemlineatus (thirteen-lined ground squirrel), 2142 nucleotides. RefSeq names its product leucine rich adaptor protein 1 like (gene Lurap1l). The record is from RefSeq and is a predicted model, not a curated record. NCBI's taxonomy places the organism in Eukaryota, Metazoa, Chordata, Mammalia, Rodentia, Sciuridae. Gene Ontology annotation, biological process: positive regulation of canonical NF-kappaB signal transduction.
CCUGCCAGUGGAGUUUAAAGUUUCGAGGCUCAGAGGAACACAAUGACUUGGAUCAAACACCCUAAAUGAGAAGAGGGCAUUUCUGCAGCAUCCAGGGAGUCCUCAAAGUCCUGCUAAACCAACUAUCUCCUCUUUAAAGCGUUCAAGCUGCGGAAAGAAACGACCGAUUGACUUCCUCUUUCAAUGACCAGAGAUUAUUUCUGACAAUCCAGGAUAUCCCGAAAGCUAGGAGACAUAUGGCUGGAAAAUGAAACGAUCCAGGAGCGUGGCCACAUCAUUGAUUUGUGUCGCGUGGGGCCAGAUGGGCACUCGGUGAACGGCGCAGGGAUGCGAACGGACAGUUUCAUAAUGUGAAUUUUUUUUCCCCAUAACGCUAAAACAGAUUUCGUUUCCUUCUCAUUUCUUUCGGUCUCUAGUACCUGCUUUUCCUCCCUCUCUGCAAUAUCAAUUAACUCAACUCUGCAGCAGGGUGGCCAGAAAGGAAGAGAAUGAGGCGAUCUCCAUAACCUUAGGAAGUGUCGGAGGAGUCGCAAACCAGGGAACUGCGGCUGCGACCCGCCGCGUCCAGUGCGGAUUUCAGGGUUAGCACUGCCUUGGCGGUCAUGGAGCGGGCCGUGCCCUCGGUCCGUGGAGAAUAGAGACCCGGGCGCCGAGAGGAGUUCACUGAUCUUGUGGCAGGCUUUGAGGCCGUGGCUGGCUCUCACCCGCUGUCUUUUAUCACCAUUAUCACCAUUCUCGAGAAGUCAUGGAAGAGGGCCCGCUGCCAGACCUCAGAGACAUCGAGCUAAAGCUGGGACGCAAAGUACCCGAGAGCCUAGUGCGCUCCCUCCGCGGGGAGGAGCCGGUUCCCGGGGAAAGGGACAGAGACCCCUGCGGGGGGAGCUGCAGCGGCGGCGGCGGUGGUUGCUGCAGUAGCAGCAGCAGCUGCUGCAGCUUCCCUCCCUCCUUAACAUCCUCCUCUUCGUCCUCCCCAACCUCUGGCUCCCCACGACGUAGCCACUCCAGCGCCCUGGAAAGGCUGGAAACCAAGCUUCACCUCCUCAGGCAAGAGAUGGUUAACCUCAGAGCCACAGAUGUCAGACUUAUGCGCCAGUUGCUCCUCAUCAAUGAGAGCAUCGAGUCUAUCAAGUGGAUGAUGGAGGAGAAAGCCACCAUCACUAGCCGAGGCAGCAGUCUCAGUGGCAGUCUGUGCAGCCUGUUGGAGAGCCAGAGCACCUCAUUACGCGGCAGCUACAACAGCCUGCAGGAUGGCAGUGAUGGGCUAGAUGGCAUCUCUGUGGGAAGCUACCUGGACACUUUGGCUGAUGAUGUCCCAGGCCAUCAGACCCCUUCAGACUUGGACCAGUUCAGUGACGGCUCCAUCAUAGAGGACUCACAAGCCCUGCACAAGCCUCCUAAAUUGGAUUCUGACUACUACUGCUUUGGCUAAUGACCCAGUUUUUUGCAUGGGACUGGUGUGCAAUUAACUUGUAUGUAUCCUUCUUCUCCGCUGCUAUAUUUUUGGUGUGAUUUUGUAAAAUAAGACAACCUUUUAAAAGAAGCUUAUUUUUAAACUGCUUAAUGACAUUUCUGUUGCUCCUAAUAUUUCUCAUCUAGACUGAUUUAUUUUUCUCUGUUACAUCUCUAUUUUUAUUUAUUAAAAUGAUUUUCCUCCCUUCUUUUAGAGUAGCACAAACAAAGUAGGGGGGAAAGAAUAAGCAAUAAUUAUGUUUUUGCUUUUGUUUUCAGAGCAAGGGGUCAGGGAUUACAAGGAAAACUUUGCUAAAUUUUACAAUAAACCAAAGUAUGAAAACUGUUAAUUUUGUUGCUGUGUCCUUAAAUGAUUCAAGAUUUUUAUCUUCCAAAAGAUACUGAGAUCUAUUACUGUUUUUAGAUUAGGUUGCACAAACUCCUUGAACAAAAUCAAGGGUGCCAAUUAUGGUACACUUUUACAUGCCAUCAUUGGAAAGCCCCCAAGUGUAUGCAACCUGAUCACUUCACCCUUUUGUUGAUACUACACAUUAGGAUUUUGUAAUCAGUCAUUUUAACUCAUAUAUUAGACAUAUCUGUCUGACAAUAUGUAUUAGUACUUCAAAUUUUGAGGAAUAUUGAGAUCAGGUAUGAUGGUGAUUAAAGGCAAAUAUGCCCUACAUUUAAAUUUGA